AUGAAACGAACCUUUGCGGAAAAUUCUCCUUUCGAGUCGAGUCAAAAAAAGUCCAAGCACCACAGCAGCAGCAAUGGCUCAUCAUCAUCGGCACCCACAACUGUAAUUUCUUUACCAGACGUUUCAUUCCGUGGAGUGAUUGAUUCCUAUCAGCCACCAUCACCAUCGUACGGUAAUGAUGAUGCAUCAACUCCUAAACAUCCCAUCUUACAUUUGCUUUCAUUUCUUUCGGUUGAAGAUUUAUUGUUGAAUGUAGCGUUGGUUUCAAAGAAAAUGUACAGAGCCUGUAUGGACAGUGUUGAAGAAUUAGUAUUGGAUUGUGAUGAAAUGAAUUUGAGUAGUGGAAAUGGAGUAUCGGAAGAUGUAACCCAACUCAUUGAAAUUGUGAAUAGAUUUCCUAGGCUCAAAUCUCUCUCUUUGGAUGGAUUGGAGUGGUUCAAUGAUUUGUGUUUGAGCAGUUUGUUAGAAAAACUUCCUCCCAACUUAUAUGACUUGCAUAUCCGAGAAUGUGGACUUGAUUCUCCCUCUUUUGUCGAUAGAAAAUUACUCAAUUCCGGAACGUUUCAAAAUCCGAGCACACCAGCAUCAUCAUCAACCGAACAUAAUUCUGUAGAAAAAUCUCCAAUUCAACAAUUGAAACAUCUCCGAUUCAGCUCAUGCACAUUUACUUGUAUUGAAGUGAGAGCUCUCAAAGAAUUACUUUCACUCGAGUUUUAUGAUUGCUCACUAGGUGAUGGCGGGUUGAAGCUUUCCAAUGUUCCAAAACUUGAAAAGUUGGUGUUGUUUAAAUGCACUAAAGUCUCUGAUCUUGCAUUAUUAAAUACUCUGAAACCAUUGUUAGAGGAAGAAAUUGAAGAUUUGAAUAGAAGUUUUAAUACUCAAGAUGAAGAAAUUGCUAACGGAGAUAAACCUGCCAAGAAUGAUGAUGACAGCAUCUUUGAUAUUCACGUUAAUUUUAGGAAAAGAAAAUAUGGUGCAUUGAAAAAGCUCUACCUCACUGAAUGUGAGCCUUUGCAGAAUCCUGUCAUUCAAAGCAACACUUUGGAAGAAAUCAAAAUUAUUAAUUGCAAGUACAUUUCUAAACCAUUCAUUUCAUGCCCUGCCCUUACUAAUCUUCAAUUGAACUGGUGUGAAAAUUUGAAAAACCUAAGUCUUGCUUGCGAUAAUCUGCGUUCUAUUGAUUUAACUGGUGCAGGUAUCACUUAUAGCAGUAGCUCCCAAUCCAACAGUCAAGGUAGCGCAACCAAGAAAGAAGAAAAUACAGUUCUGCAGAACGUUGUAGGUUGUCUUAAACGAUUUUAUGGCGACCAGAUCACCAUUACCCUUUAA
Naegleria fowleri is the source of this 1329-nucleotide messenger RNA. RefSeq lists its product as uncharacterized. The record is from RefSeq and is a predicted model, not a curated record. NCBI's taxonomy places the organism in Eukaryota, Heterolobosea, Eutetramitea, Acrasida, Naegleriidae. The coding region runs from base 1 to 1329 and encodes 442 amino acids. The transcript is spliced from 2 exons.